Molecule: messenger RNA, 1999 nt
Organism: Stylophora pistillata
Lineage: Eukaryota; Metazoa; Cnidaria; Anthozoa; Scleractinia; Pocilloporidae
Product: RING finger protein 145
Biological process (GO): proteasome-mediated ubiquitin-dependent protein catabolic process; ERAD pathway
Cellular component (GO): endomembrane system
Molecular function (GO): zinc ion binding; ubiquitin protein ligase activity
Source: RefSeq, a predicted model, not a curated record
UAUGGCGUUGAGCGAAGUUAUAUUUCGAGUGCCGUUUCUUGUCCUUUUAGAGUGGUUCCUUUGCGUGGAUAUCACAAAUUACAACGACUGGACGCCUUAUGCAAGAUUAAUGCAGCUAUUGGGAAUUGUGUUGUGUUUGGUACUGUCCCUUCUUGGCCGGGAUGAACUCAUCAAUUUCUACAGCCACUCUCUUUUCAUCACAGUGGUGACAUUAAUGCUGUACUUGAAUGCAUACAAUAGUUUGAAUCUGUGCAAUGCUCUGGAGGAACAAGGUCUCUCAAAAUUAAUUACAGAGGAUGGUGCAGUAUUACUGCUGUUAAUGAUAGCUGGAGCUUGGAUAGUCUACUUAAUAUCGUUAGCAAUGUAUUCGCGAGUGUUCAAUUCCUUCAAACCGGUUAUGUUUUCAAUGGCAGCAUUCCCUGUUAUGUUACGGCACAUGUCGGCUUCAAGUCAGAAGGACGAUCCACCCAUGUGGCUCUGCAUUUGCUUUGGUUUUGCAUUUUAUUUGGCAAUAGCAGGCAUUUAUCAAUGCAUUCAUGAUGUCGUCUCCCAUUUUAUUACAUCAGUACAAAUUAUCCAGUGGAUGUACAGAAUGUAUGGGUUGACUGUCACAGUGGUAUUUCACUGGCGCAGAGUGAAAGUUCCAUUCUGCAUGAUGACUCUAUGGGGGAUAUUAUUUCUGUACAACAGUUUGAGUUUUUUGCUGUUCUCCAGUGAAUCAGUGACAAUUUUGCAGCUGUUUAAUUUAACAAUGGCCUUAACUUGCAAUUCUGUCCUCUCAAUGACAUCAUGUUGUUUCAUAAUUUACAAGCUGUCUGGGUACAUACUGAAUAUAGUGAAACGCUACCAUCAUGAGGACAACAUAGCACCGCCUGGUGAUCCAUACAGUUCUCCAGAUGGUCUGAGAGAAGGUUUUGGAUUCUUCUUCCUCGGCCUUUACACUGGACUUUCAAGUUCAAAGAUAAGUAGAAAGCUUGUGCUCUUGGAACUGAUUUUUUAUCUAAUCAUUUCAGCCUUGGCAAGAUCAAUGUUUGAAAUAACUGAGCCAGUUCUCUUGGGACUUGCAUCACAGCCAAGCAUCAUCUACCGCAAACACUUACGAGUUUUGUCAUUCUGUGUUUCCCUCCUGGGAGCAUCUAUUUAUCUGGCAGUAAAUUUGUACUUCUUAAAAGAAAAAAUUCCUUUUAUUACUCCAAAUGUUAUUACCAUCGCUCAGAUAAUUGCUGCACUUGUAUUGUAUUUUUUGUAUGUUUAUGAGUCACGUCAAACUCAAAUAUGGGAAGAACUGGAUGACUAUGUGUACUUCAUCAAUGGCUCCUGCAAAGUUUUUGAGUUUGUGGUCAUCUCAGCCGUUCUCUUCUACAGAGUUUGUGACUUCAGUUUAGAGUGGACGCUGUUUCAGAUCGUUAUGGCAGUGCUGCAUCUUUACUUUAAUAUCUGGACUCCAGCAAAGGAAGGUUGGCUAAGUUUAAAACAGCGUCAUCAGGUGAACCAAAAACUGAACUCAUUGCCAUCAGCAACAGAGAAGGAAAUUGAUGAACUUGAAGAUGUUUGUUCUAUCUGCUUGGAGGAGUUGAAAGCUGCAAAAGUAACCCCUUGUAGACAUUAUUUUCACAGUUUAUGCCUUCGAAAAUGGUUGAAUGUCCAAGACAAAUGCCCUAUGUGCCAUACAGCUUUGCUAUCACUUUGAAAGUAGACACAUUCUCCCUGUACUUGUUUUCAAACAAGGCACAUUUCACAGCAAGUCUCUCAUUUCAUCCUAUACCCAGUUGUUGCUACAGUCUGAAUCUCUCACUGCUUUUAAGCGCGCUAUUCGUAAUAUUACUGUGUAGAUGAGACUAAAGACAAUGAUAUAUAUGCAUGUGCGUAGUAAUUUUAUAAAUUUUUUUCUUAUUUAUAUAUUUUGCUGUAUUUCUUAAAUGUUAAUUAUACUCGGAGAUACUAGCUCUCUUGAGCUAUUCUAAAUCCGAGUUUAAAUAAAGUUAUAUGUUUGUAUGUA